Alternaria burnsii is the source of this 2637-nucleotide messenger RNA. RefSeq lists its product as uncharacterized. The transcript has 3 exons. The record is from RefSeq and is a predicted model, not a curated record. Lineage: Eukaryota; Fungi; Ascomycota; Dothideomycetes; Pleosporales; Pleosporaceae. Bases 1 to 2637 code for a protein of 878 amino acids.
AUGGCUAAUGAUUUUGGAAACCUUUCGCGAGCACCCCUGCUGCCACUGUUGGCAGUAGGAAACGAACACUUUAGCGAUAAUUUACCGCUGUCUAUGCUCGAGCAACGCAGCCUCACACAGACGUCACCAGUGAACAACCCAGAGUCUACAAACUUCAUGCCGCCUGGGAUCAACUAUGCGGGCAGUCACACGGGCAAUGAUGCUACCGGACACGGCGAAGGGGAUAUCUCUCAGGACGACGCAUCGGAGAAUGUCCAGAGGCCCAGGAAGUGUCAUCGUUGCACUUUUCCCAACUGCAACAAGAGCUUCUACCAGAAGACGCAUCUUGACAUCCAUAUACGCGCCCAUGCCGGUGAUAAGCCAUUUCAUUGCGCGACACCUGGGUGUGGCCAGUCCUUCUCGCAUCUGAAUAACCUCAAGUCACAUGAAAGGCGUCACAAUGAAGAGCGAUUAUACAAUUUACAAGAAAGGCACGCUUCCGAGGACUUGAACACAGCUUCCCAUAGCUCUCUCCUUGAGCCAGAAAGCCUCGUGUCUGAUGAUACACAGCAAGGGUCUGCUCGCAUCGACGCGCCCAAGAAUCGCACGUCGAUUCUGUCGCUUCCGCGUCCACUAAAAGGGCUGUCGGGAGCCCUCGACACACGGCUGCAACGUUGGAUCCGUGGCAGUCGUUUCCACGGUUGGCGGAUGGGGGUACUGCUUGGUUGCUGUAUGUCCACCUUCGUCCUGUGCUGCAACAUAUCUAUGAUUAUUGUGGCAGCCACCACUGGAGAUGGUUACGAUACUGGGGGCAUAGCUAGUCUCAAAGUUGGUGAUGAAAUUACUAUCUCACGAUGGAACACGGCAUUGCACGUCUUGAUCAACGCACUCAGUACGAUGCUACUCGCUGGCUCAAACUACACUAUGCAGGUUUUGAGUUCGCCGACAAGGCAGGAUGUUGACGCUGUUCACGCUCGGGGAGAUUGGCUCGAUGUUGGAAUUCUCAGCCCCCGGAACUUAAGACUUAUUCCUCGAAAACGUGCAGCACUCUGGUGCAUGCUAGGACCGUCGUCUAUCCCUCUGCAUUUGUUUUAUAACGCUUCCGUUUUCAAGGUCAUCACGAGUUCGCCAAACGAUUACAGAAUUUUUACCUUGGAUGUAACAUCAGAUGGCUGGAAACGUGUAAAUUCAACUACCGACGUCGGCAGCUGGACUGGGGGCAACAACUGGAACCUCACAAACAGCCGGUGGACCGACGUGUACAACAGCGAAUUUUUGCCAUUACACGGUGAUCUAUAUCUCGGGGUAGACCGGGUGGCCUUCGACACUACGCAGAAUCUCACGAAUCAGGAUCUAGCAGAAACAGUGUCAAAGUAUCUGUCGCUCAACGUAUCUGGACAUCGGACAUACAUACAAAAACUCAUUAUGGAGUCGUCAGUAUGGAUAAGAUACGAGCUUCAGCCAGAUGACAAUUCACCGAGAAUGAACGUUUCAGCUCAUGUAGUACAAGCAGCUUCGGAGAAGAGGGGCAGUCCACCCAGUAGAGUGGAAGUCAGCCUUUAUUUCAUGCUCGUCGUCGUGUUUUGUAAUCUAAGCAAGCUGGGCAUCAUGGCUUAUGUCUUGAUCACUGACCGUUCGACAUUUCUUGUCACUUUAGGAGAUGCUGCAGCAUCCUUCUUAGAGCGUCCAGAUCCUCACACCAUUGGCGUGGGCAUCCUCGGUCGGGAAGAGCUGCUUAUUACUUUGGGUCAUCCACCUAGCCAUCCUAUCUCGAAUCUUGAUGACAAGGCAGAUUUGGAUUCACGUGUCCAAGGCGUCUGGCUUCCACAGUCACGGUCAUAUUUCACACCAGUUCAUCGUGCAGCGAAGGUGUGGUACACGAUGUUGUUGCUCACCAUCGCUCUUCUGAUCGCGUUGGCACCAAUAUACUCUAUCGACGAUGACGGAUCGAGGGGCUCUUGGAAUUGGGGUUCCGCAUCGGAUGACGACUUGUCACUUGGAUCAGAAGAACGAACUGGUGUCGCUACUCUAUGCAACGCCUGGCUUGCCAACGUACCACAGCUGAUGCUAUCUUUCGGCUACCUUACGGUGAACAUGAUCUGCACCGCGAUGGCUGGAGCUGUUGAAUGGAAUCAUCUCGCAACCUCUCGAAAAGGCCUUCGAGUCACGAAACCAGCUCAGGACCAGCGAAGCACUUACUUUUCACAGCUGCCAUACCGAUGGAGUCUUCCACUUAUGGUCACCAGUGGAACACUGCAUUGGCUACUCUCUCAAAGCUUUUUCCUCGUGCGAACAGACUUCUACGAUCGCGACGGCAAUCUUGUCAAAUAUCCCGUCGACGGAACGAUAGGUCCAGCCGCAAAGUCGGCAUGUGGUUUCUCUGCACUGAGUCUCUUCGUGUUGCUCUUCGCUUCACUUGCAUUGCUCUGUGUUGUGGGUUUCGUUGGACUGAGGACAAUGUCGGUGAAGAUGCCCCUUGCAGCAUCUUGUAGUCUCGUGAUAAGCGCCGCCUGCCACCCCUCGCCCACAGAAGCCAAUGUACACCUCGCCAAAGUCAAAUGGGGCGUCACUCGAUACGAGGAGAUCAAAGGCUUCCCGCACUGCUCACUCUCGUCUGAAGAUGUCACCAUACCACAGAAGCGAAAGAUUUAUCGCUGA